AUGUUACCAAUUUAUGCUAUGUUGGCAAACGCAGAUCUAUUAAACUCGACCCAAUGCGGCAAAGAACUGAAGGAUUUUCGAGAAGCUAUUGAUCAAAAAAUACUCUGGGCUCUAAAAGUACUCGAUGCAAGCGGUGAGCCAAUGUCAGGAUUCGUUUAUGGAAAUAAUUAUUGGUUGGGUAGCAGAAGCCAAUGCGAAGAUGCAAACAACAAAAGUCCCUUCCUGUUAACGGAAACGGAAUUACGAAACAAUUCGAGAUAUCGUCGCAUAGAGGAUGAAUUUCCACCGUACGAAGUGAAAUACUUUGUAGCUAAUUUUCGACACAAUAGCACUUUGCAAUACCACAUCGUAUUACAGGGAGAAGAUUUAAUAACACUCGGCAUGUGUUUACCCGCUUCCUGUUUGAAGGAUCAACUUUCAAUUCUUCUCGAAACCGUAUUCCGGAAUAGAAUUCUUUUAAUAGGUCAACUAUAUUCAGCCGACUUUACAUUAGUUGAAGUAAAAGAUCUAAUCGAUGACCAUCAAUGGUCAUUGAAUGAAACAUUUAUUACGAUGACGAUAAUAGUGGUACUCACGUUCCUAUUAAUGAUAAUAGGAACGGCCUAUGACGUUCUGAUAUAUCAAAGACGUUUGAAAAAAUAUUACAAAUAUUUUCAAACUAAUGCAAAUAUUAAUCCUCUAGCGAUUGAUAAAGAACAAACGCUACACGAGGAUAUACAAAAUGAGAUGGAGAAAUUGAGAUCCCUGAAUUUUGUUUGUAAAGUAUUCCAAGCUUUUUCCGUAUACUCGAACUCGAAAAUAAUAUUUAGUCAUAAGACUGGGGAAAAUUCUGUACUGAUUAUACACGGAUUAAGAUUUAUUAUGAUAGGAUGGACUAUUUUGGCACACACGAUCUUUUUUACGAAAGAGUAUUUUGACAAUAAGCCGACGGCUUGGAGAAAGUCGGAGGGUUUCUUCGCCCAAUUGAUAACCAACGCGCCCAUAUCGGUUGAUACUUUUUUUUUUCUUGGUGGAUUUUUGCUUGCUUACGUAUAUCUAAAGAAUGAAAUAGGGGGCAAAGAUAAACGUAAACCUUACAAUUAUCUAAAUACAAUAAAGUUAUAUUUUCUGAUUCUCCUGAAAAGGUUUCUCAGACUAACACCGACAUACAUGAUAGUAAUAGGAUUAUUGGAAAUAAAUGCAACGUGGUACAGUAAAAUUUCCGUGUUCUAUAUGAUCGAACGUCCACACGAAACUUGCUCAAAAUAUUGGUGGAGAAACCUUCUUUAUAUUCAGAAUCUUUUUAACAGCCAAGAAAUGUGUAUGAGUUGGAGUUGGUACUUGGCGGACGACAUGCAAUUCUUCGUGAUUAGUUCUUUCCUCUUAUUAUUAUCUUCCAUGUACUUCAAAGUAGCAGCCAGUCUGCUCGGUCUAUUGUUUAUGUCAUCGAUGAUUCUAACAGGCUAUAUAGCCUACAUUAAUGAUUAUAUUCCUACAUUGGACAAACAAUACAAUUUCAUAGAUGAGCUAUACUUUCCUCCAUGGGUUAGAAUAGGACCUUAUCUUGUGGGAGUGAUCACUGGGUAUAUACUUGUCAAAUUAAAGAACAAAUUAAAUUUUAAAAAGAAAACAUUAAUACUCUUCUGGAUACUUGGCAGUUCUUGCAGCUUAUUAGCACUUUUUGGAAUAUAUCGAAGAAGGAUAUCAAUUUUAGCUGCUACCUUUUACGCUGCUCUCGGUAGAACUAUUUGGGCAAUUGGCAUCGCAUGGCUCGUAAUAGCUUGUUCUACAAAUAACGGAGGUAUAUUGAAUCGUAUUCUUUCGUUCAAAGUUUGGAUCCCGCUAAGUAGAUUGACUUACACAGUAUACUUGAUAAAUCCAAUUCUUAUAACUUCUAUACAGUUAUUCAGUGAAACUUCCCGUCACAUUGAUUUUCUAAUAAACGUUUGUAUCCUUUUUUAUUUUUAUUAUACCGAUAGAUUUAUAUUCAAUGGAAUUAAUUAUAAUCAUUUUUUUUUGUUUUAUUUUUCAGGGGGUGUCAUUUCUAGGAUACAUCUUUUAAGUUACAUAUGUUCUUACGUAUUAUCGUUAAUGUUCGAAACACCUUACAUGAUUUUGUAUGGUCAACAUAAAUUGCAUCGUGACCCGAAUUGA
Polistes canadensis is the source of this 2133-nucleotide messenger RNA. Its product is annotated as nose resistant to fluoxetine protein 6-like. The record is from RefSeq and is a predicted model, not a curated record. Gene Ontology annotation, molecular function: acyltransferase activity, transferring groups other than amino-acyl groups. Lineage: Eukaryota; Metazoa; Arthropoda; Insecta; Hymenoptera; Vespidae.